Molecule: messenger RNA, 1581 nt
Organism: Heteronotia binoei (common prickly gecko)
Lineage: Eukaryota; Metazoa; Chordata; Lepidosauria; Squamata; Gekkonidae
Gene: ERICH1
Product: glutamate rich 1
Exons: 6
Coding region: 173-1123 (316 amino acids)
Source: RefSeq, a predicted model, not a curated record
AGACACGCCCGCCUAGGAAGGAGGAAGCUGCGGAGUAGGUCGGAGUGCGGAGACGGCGAGAGAGGAAAAGAAAGAAUGUGCGGGGCUGCUUGCCUCGUCGGACAGCGAGUGUUUUGCAGAUAAGUGUCACUCCUCGCAUUGUAUUUGGAUCGAGGCAGCUUCCGCGAGAAGAAUGGCCUUGAGCAGGAGGGCUGCAGAGUUCAGAAGAAAGGUAUUGGAGAAACUCUUUCCUGCCUCUCCUCCUGAUGUGGCCGUUUCAAGCACAGAAGGGAGACAUGUGCUACGAAGCCCAGUCUCAGAACAAGCAGAGUCUACUGAAGCAUCAGAAGGAUACCCAUGUUUACCAGACAAAAAGGGCAUGAUUUUGCCUCCAGGAAAAAUGUACACAGUAACUCCUCCUCCUGAAGACUAUGUACUGGAUGUUAACAGUGAAGUGAAUUAUGAAAACUCUGAAAAUAACGAUGACAGUGACUGUGAUGCUUCAGAAGAGAAUUAUCAAGGGCAACCCAUGAAAAAGCGCAUUCGAAGGAAGAAGCAAAAGAAUGUUUUGCAAAACACUGAUAAUUCACAUGAAGGCCAAGUGGAAUGUGGGAAGCAUAAAAAUCCGACUGAAGAUAACUUACAGCCAGAACACUCAGACAGCCAAGCUUUAAGUCGAAACAAAAAGAGAAAAAUGAAAAAGAAACGGCAAAAAGCGAGGAUGAGAGCGGCUGGCUUGCUAACAAAACCAACUGGUGUAGAUUUCACAUAUAAGCCUGAGAGGGAGGGAGGAACAAAUUUGGAAGAUGUGGAUAAAAAAACAGAUGACAUUCUUGAUUUUUUGCAAGCAACACAAGAAAUCUAUUUUUCUGACAAACGAUCAAAAUGCGAAGCACCAUCAGUGAGUUCAGAAAACAUUUGUGAGAUUUUACAGCACCUUGAAUCUCAUCACAUAGCUGUCUCAGAUGUUACUCUUCUGCACCAGAUGAAAUCCCUUGUACUUCUGCAGGAUGUAGAAAGACUAAAGGGUGCCAUGGAAGAGUUCCAGAUACAUUCAGCCAUGCCUCCUGAUGACGCCAAUGCAAUCUCUUUGCUGUUUCUCUACUGGAUUACAGAUAUCCUUCCUGGGAAGAACAGGAAAUAAAGUUCAUGUGUACCUCCAUCUGUAGAGAGUUUAAAUUUAAUACACAGACUAUGAAUUGAAUUUUGGGAAGACACAGUGUCAUUCGAGUGGGUUCACUAAGAUACUCACCAGCUUUUAAAAAAAAUUGACUUCUUCCUCAAGUUAAUGGUCAAUUUAGAAAGAUUUUUAAUAUUCGUAUAUGGUGUGAGAGAAAGACAAUGUAUUAUUGCGGCUGAAUUUGUCCAAGGGAGAACCAUGUACACAAGAUGCUUCAUAACUACAAAAAUUAUUUUGUAGCCAUAAAGAAGUUGAAGUGUCACUUCCAAAAAAUGCUGUUAUUUGUUUAUACAAAUGUUAGAGUGCAUAUUUUUCUAUAUAAAACAAAAGAGGAAAAAUUUAUUUGUAUAUGUUUAUAUAUAAUUGUUAAUACAAGUCUGUUCCUUUUAAUGUAUUAGAAUAAAACAGUAUAGAAAGUUAAA